AUGAUUCGACGGCGGUUUGUUUGUGCCUCCCGCACGUCGGCCGCGGCUCCGACUUGUGUGGUCUUCUCGCCGCGGCGACAGCAGGGCGGACUGCACACGUUUAUUAGGGACGCGCGGCCCGCCAGCUUCGCCGCGCCGCGCCAGACGAGUAGCGCCGGCGACGCCCACGCGUCGUCGACGUUUGCGUCCACCGACUGGGCGACGCAAAUGCAGCGGGAGCUCUUUGGGGAGACCGACCCCCUCGGGGGCCAGGCACACAAGGACUACUACCGGGACCCUGCGCGUGGCUACAGCCCGCAGUAUGCGCCACGCAAUUUUGCCGAGGGUGGCGCCAUUGCCUACCACCACGCACAAAGUCCGCGGGAGUACGCGGAGGCCACGCAUCGCCGCAGCUGGCUUGAGCACGACGUUUCACGGAUGCAAGAGGGCUUCCACGAGCAGCGGGCGUCGUUGCGCGGGAUGGAAAACCCCACGGAGCGCGAGGAGCUGGCACGCCGCUGCGCCGCCGAGCACCACGUGGCCGACACCAUUCAGGAGAGCCAAUCUCUCCACCCCCUGAACCAGCUGCACCACAGCACGAGCACGAGCGGAAGCGCACUCCGUCAACAAACGGUGGUGGACCGGUAUCAGGUGGCGGGGCAGCAGGCACCCCUGGCCGCUUCAGACGGCAUGAGUCGCGCGGAGCUCGCCGACGCCUACCUGGCGGGCAAUGAGACGGUACGCGAUGAUUUGAUUGCGGAGCAUCUGCGCAUUGUUCACGGCUUAAGAGAAAAGGAGAAGUACGACUUCACCGUCCUGCAGCGUGGCACCCGUAUUCCUUUCCAGGGCUACGACAUGGAUCGAUUUCUCGCCCAGCAAAAGGGGACACCGUACGGGGCCCAGCAGUUGCCCCCAAACACUGUCAGUUCUGGCAUGGACGAGGCACAGCGAACGCUGCGGGAUCCGGCGGCGAGUGUGCCGUCGUUUGAGGCGCUCUCGCAGAAGGCCUUUGCAAGGAACACGGUGCGUGAUCACCCCACGACGGGCGAGGAGCUGACCCAGGAGAUUGUCGGCUCCUUGCGAGCCACGCGCGCGGCAUCCGAGCGGCAGCGUGAGCAGGAGCGGGCGCAACGCUUUGGUCUUGGUCGACAGGGAGCCCUGGUGCAAGACGGCGGACCCGACAAACGCACAUUGAAGAAGCACACCAACGACGAACGCAUCAUGGACGCCAUGUUCUUCCGCUCCAACGCCUACCGUCGGACGCCGACGGAUGAGCACUGGAACCCGUACCUGCGACGGGACACCGCCCGCGGCGUCGCCCACCUGCUUAACAACAAGUUUGACCUUGCGCGCCGCGAGGAUCGUCUUGCAAAGGGCGAACAGGACCUCACGGAGCGCAGUGUGAUGCACCUGGGCGUGCCUAUUCAGCAAACCAUUGACGAGUUUGUGUUUCGUCACCGCAACGCCCGUGGGGAGCGUCCGCUGGACUACUUUAAACCGUUUCCUGGCUUUCGUGACCUGCGGUUGAACCGCAUGUACCGCGAUGUGGAGGGGUUUUCGCUCAUGAAGCAGCGACCCGAGUUUCUGGAGUGGGAGCUCUUUACGCGUUACCGCGCCCACCACCAGCAGCGACGUCGCAUUGCCCUCCUCCACGGCCUGGAGCCUGUCGCGAAUGAAACAGCACAAGAGAGGGACGCACGGAGGCAAAAAUUAGAUGAACUCUGUGAACGCACCCCGUUCGAUGAAGGGGAGCUGCAUCCAAACGAUGACGAGAUGCAGGUGGGCGGGGAAACGCUGCGCAGUUGGUUUGGCGUGUACAUGCUUCCUUCCCCCACCGUGGUGGAGGCGGUUGUGGGGGCCGCGGCCUCCGUCAAUUUGCACCUUUUCCCGCUUCCCGAUGAGAUGGGCACGGCAGACACCCGCGAGAAUGUGCUGAGUGCCCGUUACUUUAACCGGCUGCUGCUCAUGGAGGCCUUUCAGUACCGCAUUGGCCGGGCGUUUAUGGGCAGCGUGAAUGGCAAGGCGCCAGAGCCGGUCGUGCAGUACAUGCAGCCACCCGAGGUUUUGCGCCACUUUACCGCGGAGGAGCGGGCCAUGUAUGAGCAAUACGUGAAGGAGCAAACGUCGCAGCAGCUCGGUGCGUGGGCAACCGCCAUGCGUCGCCGUCGCUGGAUACCAGAACAGCAGCAGUACGGCCACGUCGUGGCGCAAGGCUACGAGGUGCACGUGGUGGACCUUCAGCACACCGACACCGCCGCCGUCCUGACGGUCGCGGCGAAGGCGUUUGAAGACGAAUUGCUGGCGGCGCGAGGAAACGCCGGUCACAUCAUCAUGGUGGAGGGACAGUCCUACAAGCUACGCCCCGAUUCAGAACGCAGCGUGGUGCCGCUGUCUGUAAAGCUGGAUUCUGGGGUGGUGCUGGAUAUGACCGACGAGGUAUUCGAGCGGUAUGAGUUGGAGGCACUGCCGCAGAACGCCAAUCAUGCGCUGAACUACGGCAUUGGCAACUAUGUCUACAACCGCGGGAACUACGUGGAAACGCAAGAUGCGAUUUGGGAGGCGCAAACCGCGUCGGGUGAAGAAGGCUGGUCGCCCGCAACACACGCAGACGGUCUGCGGGCGGGCUUGCCAGUGCGAGCGCGGCGCCACCUGGGCGUGAGUGCGGCCGGCUCACGCAUUGUUAGCACCCCGCAGCGUGCGGUGGUUGUCGCCUACGACCGGCAGCCCUUCUUCAACCCCGAGCCGCGGCUCGUGCGGGUUGCCUUCGCGUCUGACGGCGUCGUGGAGGAGGUGCCCUUGUCGGAUGUCAUGAUUUGGCAGCGCCGCUAUUACGGACCCGAGCGCACCGUCGGCGACGAGUCGCGGCGGUACAGUCCGGUUAGUCUGCGGCGCUACGUUGACGUCGCCGACCCGUUUAACGAGAAGGCGUCCAAGGCGGAGCAUUUCCUGGACAAGUACGAGGCCGCCCGCACCUCCGAGGUGGCCGCCAGCAAGUACCGCACGACGAAGCAGAUCACGGAGAUGGAUCAGUGGACGCGGUUUGACAUGUGCCGGGCGGACAAUUUCCGCCCACUGAGUAUUUCGCACCGGCGCGAUUACAUUCGACUCGGCUACAUGCACCGCUACACCCCCUGGGAGUGGAUUGCGCAGCAGGAGGCCGAUCAACCCCUCAUUGCGGAUCAAAUUCGCCAGGACAACGUUGGUGCGAGUUACUUCUUCUCACUGAAUCGGUACUGGCGGUAUAAGGCGCGACCACACGGCUACAUUCGUCACUUUGACAACGAGGUGCGGGAUUUGUUCCAAUUUAUUGACGGUGUUACGCCGUGGAAGCAGGCGCAAAAGAUUCGCACAUACUGGGAGGUGCGGGCGCAUCAUCCUAUGCCGCAGUUUAACCGUCCAGAGGUGGCGAUGCACCGCAACACGGUUGGUCUGCUGCCUGCGCACCUGUGGGAGACGGACAAGAAGACAGGCAAGGUGAAGGCGGUGAAGGACUCCGUCAGAGACUACCAGACGAAGACGCCGCUGCCGACGUGGGUGCAGCUCUAG
Trypanosoma conorhini is the source of this 3525-nucleotide messenger RNA. RefSeq lists its product as uncharacterized. NCBI's taxonomy places the organism in Eukaryota, Euglenozoa, Kinetoplastea, Trypanosomatida, Trypanosomatidae. The coding region runs from base 1 to 3525 and encodes 1174 amino acids. The record is from RefSeq and is a predicted model, not a curated record. The transcript has a single exon.